Molecule: messenger RNA, 1323 nt
Organism: Triticum turgidum subsp. durum (durum wheat)
Lineage: Eukaryota; Viridiplantae; Streptophyta; Magnoliopsida; Poales; Poaceae
Source: the annotation of a GenBank genome assembly
AUGAAUAAAGCCCCUAGUUCACCAAAAAAAAAGGAGCUCCCGUCACUUUCCCCCUCUGGUCGAGGGUUUCCUCUGCCCUGUUACGUUCCCCACUCCAAUCCAAUGGCGACGACCAGCAACAAGAAAAUGGCGUCGCCGUCGCCUAUGACGGACAUGCCCGACCAGCUCCUCGCCGAGAUCUUCCUCCGGCUGCCCACCCCACAAGACCUCGCCCGCGCCUCCGCCGUUUGCCUCACCUUCCGCCGAAUCUCCACCGACAGGUCCUUCCUCCGCUGCUUCCGCUGCCUCCACGCACCACCACUUCUCGGAUUCCUCGACCGCGACGGCUUCCACCCAGCCCUAACCUCCACCCCCGCCGUUCGCGCGGCCGCCGUCGCCGCCGAUUUCACCUUAUCCUUCCUCCCCUACCACCGCCGCUGGACCGUGCAGGACGUCCGCGACGGCCGCGUCCUCCUCUGCCGCAGCAUCGGAAAACAUGGGCAGCCCCCGGUCUUCAGAGAUCUCGCGGUGUGCGACCCCUUGCACCGGCGCUACGUCCUGCUCCCCCCGCUACCUCACGACCUGGCUGCUUUGCUUGGGCACCCUUUCCCCCCGGUAACCGAGGCCUGCUGCAAGCGCUUCCUCGUUCCCCUCGGUGAGGAGGAGGCAGCGGCUGGAGACACAACAUUCAUAGUCAUCUUGAUGGCAUAUUGCAAAACCAGUCUGGCUGCCUUUGUCUUCUCUUCCAGCAACGAUCAAUGGCAAGCUACUGCAUCCAAGGAUUUGAGUGAUUUGGCCCUUGACGAGGGCGACAUGGAGGAGAUGUCAAGGGUCCAGCCUUUUAUUCCCAUGCGCCAUUAUGCUUAUGGCUGUUUCUACUGGGACUGGGUGCAAUUCGGGAUGAAGAAGUUGCUCUUGCUUGACACCACGAACAUGGAGUUCUCCACUGCUGACCUCCCACCAGGAGAAUGGAGCAAGGAAGGUAUAGCCAUUGUGGAGGCAGGGGAAGGCAGGCUCGGGAUCUUUGGUUUCCAUGGUGGACUUGCAUCCAAUCUCAGCUAUACAGCUGCACGGACCAAAGGCGAGAGUCCCAGCCAGUGGCAGAUGGAGAAGACAAUCUCACUAGAUUCUGGCUACAAAUAUUGUAUCAGAGACGCAACACAGAGGUACUUGCUCUUGACAAGGAUAGAAGCAUCAUCUCCAAAUAAUCACCUUGUUGGAUAUUUCUCAAUGGAUAUCAAGACGUUGCAGCUUCAGAGGGUUUAUGAGAAACAGCACUAUAAGUAUCCGACAUACGCAUAUAUCAACUUCCCACCAUCAUUGUUGUCUUCAAGGAGAAUAUGA